UUCCACACGAGUCUUCGUUCCAACUGUCGGUCUGGCCGUGAUUCUCUCUCUCUCAUCCUUCCCCAUUGCCGCUAUCACCGCUCCGUUGAAUCCCGAGUGUCACAUAUUCUUUCUCUGCAGCUUGUGGGGACCACCUUAUUCCUUUUACCAGAUCGCGCCACGUGUACCGUAGUAAGACCUUUUUCCCUUGAUUGGGGGCUUAUGCGACCUCAGAAGCGACCGUUCUGGUUGCUUCAGUCACCUGAUUACUUCUCCACUCUCCUCUUCCCUCUGCUCCUCUACUCCACUCUCUCCACGGGAGUUCUAUUUGGACUGUACUGCCUGCCAGUGCGUGCGUCAUCUCUUUCUCUCUAUAUUUCUCUCUUUCGUUCUCUCUCUCUCUCCCUCUGAUGCUUAGAGUUAUUCGAGGAGGGAGAGAGAGAAACCGAUAGGCCUCCCAGCGGAAAAAAAAAAGCUGCUUUGUGGUAGAAAAAUGUUGAAUUUCCUGAACCGAAAAGAUGUGAAGAAAAUUCUGAAGCGGAAGGACAGUGAUGCCGGGGAAAGAGGAAGAGCACUUGAAGACCUGCGAGCUUCUCUUUUUAAUGAAUUGCGCUCAUCUGAAGGUGCAAAGCAUCAACAGCAACGAAUAUGUGGACCCACUGUUGCUCUUACUUUUAAUUUGUUGGUCUCUGUUGGAAUUAUCUUGGUCAACAAAAUGGUAUUGGGAAAUGUGGGUUUCAAUUAUCCAGUUUUCCUCACCUUCAUUCACUAUAUGUUAAGCUGGAUAUUGAUGGCCAUUUUAAAGUCAGUUUCUAUCCUCCCUGCAUGCCCUCCCUUGAAGUCGACCCGUUAUUCUACCUUAUUGGCCCUUGGUAUAGUUAUGUCUCUGUCAACUGGCCUUGCUAAUAUCAGCUUGAAGUUUAAUAGUGUGGGUUUUUAUCAGAUGGCUAAGAUUGCUGUAACACCAACAAUUGUCCUAGCAGAAUUUAUCAUCUUUGGGAAACGAGUUUCAUACAGAAAGGUUCUUGCUCUAGCUGUUUUAUCCAUUGGGGUUGCUGUGGCCACUGUAACCGAUCUUCAAUUCCACUUCUUUGGUGCAUGUGUAGCGUUGUUGUGGAUAAUACCCAGUGCAGUCAAUAAGAUCCUCUGGUCCAAUCUGCAGCAGCAGGAGAACUGGACUGCCUUGGCGUUAAUGUGGAAGACCACGCCAAUUACCUUGUUCUUUCUGGUGAUUUUGAUGCGCUGGCUUGAUCCUCCAGGUGUCCUCUCUUUUGAUUGGAAUUUCAGAAACACCUCAGCAAUUCUCUUGUCAGCAGUACUAGGCUUUUUGCUUCAGUGGUCAGGUGCUUUAGCACUUGGGGCAACCUCUGCCACCACCCAUGUGGUUCUUGGGCAAUUCAAAACAUGUGUUAUUCUUCUAGGAGGUUUCCUGUUCUUUGGAUCCAAUCCUGGGUGGGUCAGUCUCUGCGGAGCAAUCACAGCGCUGGCUGGCAUGUCUGCCUACACCUUCCUCAACCUGCAUUCUUCUCCACAGCAGUCAGGAAAAAAUUCUUUCCCCUCAUCAAAAUCAAAGCUGAGUAAAGAAAAUGGCAACACUUAUGACGGAAAUCAUGGAGAGGAAUCUGUCUAACACAAAUUAUAUACCGACUGCCAGGGGAGAUUUUGAUUAGGCUAUCUGUGAAGAUGAUGUCCAACUAACUUGGAUAUUGGUUCAUUUAUUUAUUUACUUUACAAUUUUUUUGCCCCUUCUGAGUUCUAGACUAGGAUCAGAUUGACCUGAUAUAGUUACACCAAACCAUUUUGGGAAAUGUAGUGCUUACUGUGUGAAGUGUGAAUUAGAAAGGAAGCUAAUUUAUCUCACCAAAUUUGAUUAUAAGGUAUGCAUCUGUAUCGAAUACAUGUUAACCAAAUAUCAUAUCAUAGAGUGAGCUUUCGAGGAAUCAA
Molecule: messenger RNA, 1923 nt
Organism: Malania oleifera
Lineage: Eukaryota; Viridiplantae; Streptophyta; Magnoliopsida; Santalales; Ximeniaceae
Exons: 7
Coding region: 473-1609 (378 amino acids)
Cellular component (GO): Golgi apparatus
Molecular function (GO): antiporter activity; UDP-xylose transmembrane transporter activity
Source: RefSeq, a predicted model, not a curated record